AUGCAGCCUCACCUGCUGCGGUCCCUGCAGCCCCACCUGCUGCGGCCUGAUGCGGUCUCUGUAGCCUCACCUGCUGCUGACCAUGCAGCCUCACCUGCUGCGGUCCCUGCAGCCUCCCCUGCUGCGGUCUCUGCGGCCCCACCUGAUGCGGUCUCUGCGGCCCCACCUGAUGCGGUCUCUGCAGCCUCACCUGCUGCUAUCCCUGCCGCCUCACCUGCUGUGGUCCCUGCAGCCCCACCUGGUGCGGCCCCUGCAGCCUCACCUGCUGCGAGUUCUACUGCCUCACCUGCUCUGGUCCCCGCAGCCUCGCCUGCCGCGGUCUCUGCAGCCUCACCUGCUACGGUCCCUGCGGCCUCACCUGCUGCAGUCUCUCCAGCCUCGCCUCCUGCGGUCCGUGCAGUCUCACCUUCUGUCUCUGCAGCAUCCGCUGCUGCGGUCCCUGCAGCCUCACCUGCUGCGGUUCCCACAGCCAACUCAACUGCGCUUCCUGCGGCUCCAUCUCCUGUAAAAAAUGAUUACAUGGCCUCUGCCUCUACCCUUUCUGUGGCCAGAGUCACCGCCCCUAGCGCCUUUUCAGGAGCCUCUGCUAUCCCCCCCGUGUCCUUUGCUGCCCCCACUGUAACCCUUGCUGUCCCCCCGGCAUCCCUUGCUUCCCCUACGGCAUCCCUUGCCGCCACUCCCGCAACCCCUGCCAAUUUUCCCACAGCAGACCCGCCCACCUCGGCCUCUCGCUCAGCGUUACGCUCAUGCACGUCCAGGUCCGGAGCCCCGGAUUUCCCAUUUUCCUCCUCUCCUCUCUUGGCCACAGUGCCUGUGUCGCCGGUGACUACCUGUUCGCUGGUGACCGGGUUUUUCUUAGUAGAUGAAGGGGGAGGGUAG
Molecule: messenger RNA, 879 nt
Organism: Closterium sp. Naga37s-1
Lineage: Eukaryota; Viridiplantae; Streptophyta; Zygnematophyceae; Desmidiales; Closteriaceae
Source: the annotation of a GenBank genome assembly